AUACUUAUUUGCUCACCUAAGUGCAAGACGAUGUGAACCCUGCAGUAUCAUUUGGCAGACAGCUUAAAUCUGUAUGGGUUUGUUACGUAGCAUGCCUGUAAAUAAAAUAAAUAUGACGAAGAGCUUACUUUUGUCUCGACUUUACUCUUUAUAGAUGUUUACCUGAAUCAAAAUAAAUUCAAACACAAUACAAAUGAUAGUCGAGUUUUGAUAAUGUCUGAAUAAAAACGCGAUAACGAAAACCGCUUACUUAUGAUAAAAAUUGAUAAGAAGGUUUAGUUUUACCCAUCUAAUUCAUCUGUUAUCGCAUGUGCGUCUGAUUGUCUCGUGUAAUGACUGAAGCUGUGACAAAAUUUUGAUGUUGGUUAUUUUGAUUAAGUACAUACUAUGACGCACUACAUAAAUUUCAGUAGGUAGAUCUUGAUCUUGUACGUUUUUAAUAAAGUUAUUGAUGUUAAAAACUUAGAUUAAAAAUAUACUUUAACAAAUGCGUCUUUAAAUAUUUAUUAAAAAUACGUUAUAAUGAAAUCAAAACUAACUGAAGAGUGGUUUAUUACAACGAAAUGGGGAAAAAUUGCGAUCAUCUGUUGGGGAGACAGACACAAACCAGGAGUGCUCCUUCUCCAUGGCUAUUUGGACUCCGCGGCGGUCUUCGAGCCUUUGGUGUCGCUACUUCCUGAUACAUAUCACUAUGUCUGCUUUGAUAUCCCUGGGCACGGAAAAUCGGAUCAUUUGUCGACUACCCUGCUAGUCCAACAAGCUUUCGUGGUAGAAAUAAUAAAGGAGGUAGUCAACCAUUUGCAAUGGAACAACUUCGCUUGCGUGGCACACUCCAUGGGGUGUUUAAUAGCAUCAUUGUACCACCAUCUCUACCCAGGGAAAAUCAAGAAAAUAGUAAAAAUCGACCCACUCUUGGCCUUGACAGCUUAUUAUUAUUUAAAUGAAGCACACGGUACCUGGUUUAAACGGCGUUUCAAAUAUUAUUACGACCACUAUCAACUAUUCAACGGGGCCCCUCCAAAGCUGUCUAAACUUGACCAACUCAUAGAAUCCACGAUGGUCGCACGUCAUUUGACUCGCGAGCAAGCGGACAUUGUGCUGUCGCGGUCCAUAGUGACAGCUGAAAAUGGUCUCGUCAGAACAUCGACUCAACCCAUUAUGCGUUUGAUGCUCAGCGUGCCAGCUUUCAAAGACUCCUUAGUGUACAUCCUGCGACACAACGCUCCUCCCACGCUUAACAUCCACGGGGUCAAAACCAAAAUACCCAAGAAAGAGAAAGAGUACAUCCAGAAACUCUUUGUGUAUGAUGGUCCCGAAAUAUUUCAUGUGUUUAUUGAUGCUCAUCACGAUUUACAUGUGACUCAUCCUAGAGAUUUAGUGCCGCAUAUAGUGGAGUUUUUGGACAGGAAACAUUUUAGAGCAAAAUUAUGAUUUACUUUAAAUUGGUAUGAGUAGGUAUACCCAGAUCUCUUUACAGGGAAACCUAACUCUGGAUAUGUGGUGGCUGGUCAACUUAUUUAUGCUUAUGCGUUGUCUACCAGUUCACCUUUGGGAUAAAAAUAAUACUGAUUUUAAACUUUGGCGUUGCAUUAUAUCCUACAAUUUAUAAAUACUCUAGUAACAUGAUUCUACGUCCGAGGUAAAGGCACGUUACGUGCGCGUUCAAAACCUGUAGUAUUUGUAAAUGGGAAUAAUACCUAACACUAAUCUAGAAACUGAAAAAGACAGAAGGUGGGACAUAUUCCUUGUUAACGAAAUACCUAUUUGACGUUAAAUUUGACGAAAUAUUCGUAUUGGAA
Messenger RNA from Amyelois transitella, 1799 nucleotides. RefSeq names its product serine hydrolase-like protein 2. The transcript is spliced from 6 exons. The record is from RefSeq and is a predicted model, not a curated record. Bases 523 to 1431 code for a protein of 302 amino acids. Lineage: Eukaryota; Metazoa; Arthropoda; Insecta; Lepidoptera; Pyralidae.